Molecule: messenger RNA, 1731 nt
Organism: Dermatophagoides farinae (American house dust mite)
Lineage: Eukaryota; Metazoa; Arthropoda; Arachnida; Sarcoptiformes; Pyroglyphidae
Biological process (GO): phospholipid metabolic process; arachidonate secretion
Molecular function (GO): A2-type glycerophospholipase activity
Source: RefSeq, a predicted model, not a curated record
CCAAAAUUCAUCAUUCCAUUCAUUAGCGACAACAAUGUUGUUAUUGUCGUCACUAAUGUUAAUCACCAUCAUAUCAAAUGGAUCAUGUUGGUCAAUUACAUAUCCAUUUUAUCGGUUAUUUUCAUUUUUCACAUCAUCAUCAUCAUCAUCGUCGUCGUUGUCGUCGUCAUCGCCAUCACCGCCAUCGCCAUCGCCAUUAUUAUCAUCAUCUAUAUCUUCGGCUAUUUCAUCAUUACCAUCACAACAACAACAACAACAACAAACAGAAUUAAUUAUCACAAAUACAACAACAACAUCAGCAUCGAUGACUAUUUCAACUACAAUGACCACAGCGUCAACAAUGAUGAUGAUGAUGAUGAUGACAACGACUGAAAUGCCUAAAACUUCAAUUUCAAAUAAUAAUGAUAAAAUUCUACGACCAAACAAUUGGCAUCACCGCCUUCAUUAUCAUCAUCCGAAUUUUCGAUUGAAUCAUAGUGAACAAGAAAAAAAUGAUGUUGGUGAUAAUGAUAUGGCUGCCGAUACAAUCCAUUUACAUUUCAAUGAUAGUAAAAUGACAAAUGAUUUUCAUGUCCAUUUUGAUCCAUUUUCGAAUAAAUCAUCAUCAACAUCACCAACAUCAUCAUCGUCGGAAAAUUUGAAUGAAUUUAAGGGAAAAAAUGAUAUGCCAAUAAAUUUUGAACCACGCAAACCAUUCGAAGCAUUAAUACAGAAUGAUAAAACAAUGGCCGAUCUUGUAUUUGAUCAUACUGGUCGUGAUUUAAUUUAUUGUGAAUUAUUCGAUUUAGAACGUGAACCAUUACCAGUACGAUUGCCAAUGGUAGUUGGUGAUCGUCGUCCAUUAAUUGUUAGCCAUAAAACAAUGUUAGAAGCCGUUAGAAGAUGUACACAAUUGGCAAUGAUACAACAUCAAGAUGUAUUUAUUAAAAGAUAUACAAAUCAAACAACCGCAACAACAACGGCAAUGUCAAUGAUGAUGAUGGUGACAAAACCGACAAACGAAUCAUCAUCAUCAACAACAAAUGUAGAUGAUAAUAAUUCAACGACCAUAAUGUCAAGAAUUUUCUCAAAUGAUACAAUUACAGGUGAACAGCCAUUAUUUUAUAAUAUGACCAAUAAUAAAAUGGCACAAUCUAAUAAUGCUGCAACACCAUAUGAAAUGAAUCUUCAACAUUAUUGGACAUUUUGGCGUGGUAUUCUACCUGGUACAAAGUGGUGCGGUGUUGGCGAUGUAGCCAGUCAUUAUGAAGAUCUUGGUAUUAAAUUAGAUAUCGAUCUUUGUUGUCGUGCACAUGAUCAUUGUCCAAUUCGUUUGAAAGCAUUCCGUACUGGUUAUGGUGUAUUCAAUCUUUCAUUCUAUAGUCGUUUACAUUGUGAUUGUGAUGAAGAUUUUUAUAAUUGUUUGAAAAAAUCACCAAAUUCUUAUGCAACAAUGUUGGGACAAUUUUAUUUCAAUGUAUUACGUGUUCAAUGUUUGAAACAAGAUAAUAAUAUACCACCUGUUUCGGAUAGUUCCGAUACAACACCACCAGUAUCGCAACAAGUUGUUUGCCGAAAACAUAGGAUAACAACAUCGGGUACAAAUGAAUGUAUUGAAUAUGGUAUCAUACCAGAAUCAGCCACCAAUGGACAUAUGAAAAUUGUACCAUUUGGACGUCAUUUUUAAAUUAUUAUUACCAUUACCAUUGUUGUUGAUUUUUCUUCUGAUCUGUUGUUUUUCAUUUUCAACGU